AUGUUUGGUGAUGGUACCCAAUACAAGCUGGAAAAUACCGUCAAGAGAGCAGUCACCCAUUACACUAAUUUGAUCUAUGCUAAUUACCACAAGCUUAACUUCACAAUCGCUAAUUCUAUCUCCCAAGGAGCCACUGUCGAUUGCUUUGCAAUAACGCAAUCUGGUUAUACUUCAACUUUAAUCAAAUACGUCGAACCUGUACAAAGAACUUCUUCUACAACAACAACAACAACAACAACAACAACAACAACAACAACUUCAAUCGAGAAGAAGAGAAAUAAGAAGAAGAACGACAUUGCAAUAGUUAGACAAGGAGAAGGUAAAGAUUCAGAAGAUACAAAUCAAAACAAGAGAACUCAGGCUCAAGCAGCUACCUCAAACGGUCAAGGAACUGGAGUUGCAAUCAUCUCUCACUCCAAACAUAUCAAUCUAUACCCUCUUUCAUCGAUCCUAAUGGAAGAUUCAUUCUGUGUACUAUAA
Heterostelium album PN500 is the source of this 480-nucleotide messenger RNA. RefSeq lists its product as uncharacterized. The transcript has 3 exons. The record is from RefSeq and is a predicted model, not a curated record. Bases 1 to 480 code for a protein of 159 amino acids. Lineage: Eukaryota; Evosea; Eumycetozoa; Acytosteliales; Acytosteliaceae.